This is a messenger RNA of Mus musculus (house mouse), 2327 nucleotides long. It is a transcript of the gene Asb10, whose product is annotated as ankyrin repeat and SOCS box-containing 10. The record is from RefSeq and is marked validated. Gene Ontology annotation, cellular component: cytosol; cytoplasm; nucleus. NCBI's taxonomy places the organism in Eukaryota, Metazoa, Chordata, Mammalia, Rodentia, Muridae. Gene Ontology annotation, biological process: intracellular signal transduction; protein ubiquitination. The transcript has 6 exons. The coding region runs from base 109 to 1512 and encodes 467 amino acids.
GAUUGGGCUCCAGAGAGGGACACGGGACCUCUGCCUGUGGUUCUCUCCUUCCGUUCUCUCUGCCUGUAGCCUUUUCCUCUUCCCUUCUGAGACUAUCCCUUUCCCCAUAUGCUCAUGAGUUGGUCCCCAGAGGAGUGCAGGGACCAGGGAGAGCCUCAGGGUGACAGAUACAGCCUGUGUGCCAAGCUGGUAGAGAAGCCUGAUAGAGGGUCUGAGGAGCACCUUGAGCCUGGCCUGGGACCUAUCAUCAUCCGCUCGGCUUCAGGACCCACCCUUGCCUUCUGGCAGGCAGUACUUGUUGGGGAUGUGGGCUCUGUCUCUCGAAUCCUCUCGGACUCCAGCACUGGUCUGGCUCCCGAUUCCAUCUUUGAUACCAGCGACCCAGAGCGAUGGAGAGAUUACCGCUUCAACAUCCGUGCUUUGAGACUCUGGUCUCUGACAUAUGAAGAGGAGCUGACCACUCCACUGCAUGUGGCAGCCAGCCGUGGCCACACUGAAGUUCUUGAGUUGCUGCUGAGGCGUCGAGCCAAGCCGGACAGUGCCCCCGGGGGCCGCACUGCACUGCAUGAGGCCUGUUCUGCAGGUCAUGCUGCCUGUGUCCGUGUGCUGUUGGUGGCUGGAGCAGACCCCAACACCCUGGACCAGGAUGGCAAACGCCCUUUGCAUCUCUGCCGGGGGCCUGGUAUCCUCGAGUGUGUGGAGUUGCUCCUGAAGUUUGGAGCACAAGUGGAUGGUCGGACUGAAGAUGAAGAAGAGACCCCUCUGCACAUAGCUGCCCGGCUUGGCCAUGUGGAACUAGCAGAUCUGCUUCUGAGAUGGGGUGCGUGUCCUGAUGUCCGCAAUUCUGAAGGUUGGACACCACUGCUGGCUGCCUGUGACAUCCGCUGUCAAUCCCCAAAGGAUGCUGAGGCCACCACCAACCGCUGUUUUCAACUGUGCCGCUUGCUGCUGUCUGUGGGGGCAGAUGCUGAUGCCGCCAACCAGGACAAGCAGCGGCCCCUGCACCUGGCCUGCCGCCACGGCCACUCAGCUGUUGUACAGCUGCUCCUGUCCUGUGGUGUCAACGCUAAUGCCAUGGACUACGGGGGACACACGCCUCUGCACUGUGCUCUGCUCGGUCCAACUACAGCAGUGGCCCACAGCCCUGAGCACACAGUGCGAGAUCUACUCAAUCACGGUGCUGUCCGAGUCUGGCCAGGGGCACUCCCCAAGGUGCUGGAUCGCUGGUGCAUGUCCCCACGGACCAUCGAGGUCCUGAUGAAUACAUACCGUGUAGUUCAGCUUCCUGAGGAGGCCAAGGGCUUGGUGCCACCAGAGAUUCUACAGAAGUACCAUGGAUUCUACUCUUCCCUCUUUGCCUUGGUGAGGCAGCCCAGGUCGCUGCAGCAUCUCUGCCGUUGUGCGCUCCGCAGUCACCUGGAGGGCUGUCUGCCCCAUGCACUACCGCGCCUUCCCCUGCCACCGCGCAUGCUCCGCUUUCUGCAGCUGGACUUUGAGGAUCUGCUCUACUAGGCUUGCUGCCCUGUGAACAAAGCAGACCCCACCCCCACCCCAAGGGCAUCUCUCAGCAAUGAAUGAUGCAAGGCGGUCUGUCUUCAAGUCAGGAGUGGACGCCUUGAUCCACACUUGAGAGAAGAGGCCAGAUCAGCACCCGGCUGGUAGUGAUGCAGAGGGCACCUGUGCAGAUCUGUGUGCGCACUGGAAAUCUCUAGGCUGAAGCCCAGAGCAAUGGUGCAGGUGUUAGUCCUUGGGAGGCAGAGACAGGAGGGUGGAGAGAGGCAGAGACAGGAGGGUGGAGAGUGGCCACAUUGUGCUAUGUGGUGAGAAUUUGUCUUAAAAAAAAAAAAAAGUCUACAGUUUGUGUGAUUUGGUACUGUCUCCAGCAAGCCUCCAUCUGCCUGGAUGUGACUCCCUCACACAGAAUCAGGGUAGGUUAGGCCUUGUGCAAGCUGCCUCACUGCUCCCUUCAGUACUCAGUAACAGGUCCCAGGCCAACCUGCCUCCUCUCCUCACAUGCAGUGGUUAAUAGCCUCUAGAGUGAGAACUUGUCAGAACAGGUGGCCUGAAGGGUGGGUGGGCAAGACAGAGGUGUGUGUAAAGAGAAGCUGGUGGUCAGGGGCUGGAGAUGGGAAAGCCCCUGGGACAGGGUUCACAGAUGUGGAAGACAAAGUAACCCCCGGCUUGGAUGAGGAUGGGGCCCUCUGCAUGGUUAAGAAAACAACCAUUUCUCCACUGCUCAUGCCACCUAUAGGUCUGGAAGCAUCACUCAGUGCACAUCUGGCUCUUGUUCUUUUUAAUCUGCUUUAUUAAAUUUUCUAUGUAAGUGU